UUAGCCUUUGGACUAUUCAAGUUUGAAAUUUGAAUGUUACUUGUAAUGUGAAAUUUAAAGCCGCAUUGAUUUCAUCCUGGUGUGAACUCUCUCCGAACGAUUAAAUGUGAUCAUGAUUCCCAAUGCCAUGUUUUGUAACCAACUGUUUUUAAUUAAGAUUCAUGUGGUCAUGUGACCAAACUCAUGUGUAUUUUAACCUGCAUUAUUGAGUGUAUGUCUAUCUACGACUAAGCACCUGAGGGUGCGAAACGCGUCAGAUUGUGUCCUGCCUAAGCGUGUGAAUAAAGCCAUUGACAAGUUUUACCUGCAUUUUCUCGAGUGCCGGACGUUUUCUUUUCUGUGAGAGUUCUACUAAGCCGGGAGCGGUACCGGUGUCCGCAGCACGAGAUAGCGCAGCAAACACGAGAGUGGUGAGCAGCCUGACCCUAUCUGCAUCAAACAGUUCCCGCAUUGGAGUGCUCCCACCGCGUGGAUUAACAUGGCUGAAUCUAAUUUGGAAACGCCAAGGCUAGGACUGGGGGAACCUGUAACCGCUGAUGUGAGUAAUAUGGACAAAUAUGGUCCGAGCAGAGAUGCGAAAGCUCAAACAGUGUUUAAUGAUUUUGUUACAACCACGGUUAACGUGGUUCCCCCUGACAUGCUUGCUAUCACAAGACAGUUGGAGAAUCUCAUGAUUAAAGAGACGAAGACCUGGUGGGAUAACAAAACUCUCACUACAUAUUUAGAAAAGAACAUUGUUCCAAGGGGUCUCAGACUGAAAAAAAGACCCAUAAAAACAUACUCACAGGGGUUCAUUACCAAAUGGGACUCCGCAUUGCUGGAAUGUUCAGCCAAACUUAUGACAUAUAUUGUGGAGGAGGAAUCCCUGGAAUUAGCCAGUAUGCAGCAAGAAAUGGAGGGCCUUAGGACCCAGCUGGCUAUGUACAAAGAGCACAAGGAUUUUGCCAGCGUGGAACAAGCAGCAUUGGAGAAACUAGACAGUGUGGAAAACUCCAUAAUGGACAUUAAAAAAAGUAAAUUCCAAAGAGAUAUUCUGGACUACAACAAAGAUCAAGUGUUCUCGUGGCAUCUUAAUAAAGGGGACAAUCCAGACACACCGCGUUCUAUUUUACGCACACCACGAUCCAGAUCCAAACGCAGAAAUCAUCCAAGGUCCCGAUCUGCAAGGAAAGUGAGCUUUUCAGACCCUGAAAGUUCCCAAGAGGAAAACACAGGUGCACAAUACUCAUCAGCACAGCAACAGAAAAAGAAACUAACAUCGAUCGCCGCACCAUCCAAAGAACUUGGAGCUGUUCCAAAAAACCGUCUGGGCCAGACCGACAGCUUAAAGGGUCAAAAACAAGGAGAGCUGGACGCAAACAUAGAAGAAAGAAGAUAUCCCCUGCGCUCGCUACUGGUUCCGAGAUAAAUCCGGUAAUGAACUUAUCUGCAUGCAUCUUAUCUGCUGACCAAAUUACUGUACUUGGUAAAGGACUGAAUUUUGUGCCGACAAUGCCGGACGUUUUCUUUUCUGUGAGAGUUCUACUAAGCCGGGAGCGGUACCGGUGUCCGCAGC
Messenger RNA from Hyla sarda, 1555 nucleotides. RefSeq lists its product as uncharacterized. The transcript has 2 exons. The coding region runs from base 479 to 1408 and encodes 309 amino acids. NCBI's taxonomy places the organism in Eukaryota, Metazoa, Chordata, Amphibia, Anura, Hylidae. The record is from RefSeq and is a predicted model, not a curated record.